Molecule: messenger RNA, 1812 nt
Organism: Salpingoeca rosetta
Lineage: Eukaryota; Choanoflagellata; Craspedida; Salpingoecidae
Exons: 12
Coding region: 59-1690 (543 amino acids)
Biological process (GO): maturation of LSU-rRNA; maturation of 5.8S rRNA
Cellular component (GO): preribosome, large subunit precursor; Las1 complex
Molecular function (GO): endonuclease activity
Source: RefSeq, a predicted model, not a curated record
GACAAGCCACACACACAAACCACGUGCACGUCAGUGUGGUGCAAAGCACGCCGGCGUGAUGGAGGUGAAGGUUGUGCCGUGGCGCUUCAAGCAGGAAUGGGUGCAGGUCAAGGCGCAGUUGAACUCUGGUGAUCAUGGUGCUGUGGCCCUCGCGCGGGACCGCAUGCGCUGCUGGGCCACCCGUGGCAAGCUGCCCCUCGCAAUCGAGGCAACGAUGAACCUGGUGAGCGCGCUGCUGUUCCGCGACACCAGCCCCGAUCGCCAGCUGCUCAUUCAAAUGCUCAGCCUCGCCAUCGUCAGGUUCGUCAAUGGCUUCUCCGAUGAGCAACAGAAGACAAUGCUCGCCAAGCCGCUUUCCCUUAUCGCCGCCGACCUGAAGAUCCCCACACACGUUGUGGACACGCGCCACAAUGCGACGCAUCAAGCGCUACCAGGACUCCCCAUGCUGGAAAUGUGCACCUUUGAGGCGAUGCAGUGGCUGAGAACCUUCUACUGGCAGGAGCAGGAAGAUGCCAAUGCUGCUCAACAGCAGCAAACCACUGCCCGCAUCGGACAAUACGUCACACAAGCCGAGGAUAAUCGCGCGGCGUUGCGUGUGCGGUCUGCAUUUGCACAGCGACAGGCAGCGCAGCGAGAGGCACAGCUGAACGCAGCAGCAACUGCAUUGGUGGACGAUGUGCCCAGGAUGGAUUUGCUUGAGAACCUUGCCCACACCUGGCUUUGGACCACCUCGACAGCAACCCGGGAUGUACCAAGCAGGCAACAAGCAUCCGCAGCCGCAGCAUCAACAUCAUCAACAACAAUAUCACCGCCUUCAGGCUCCGUUGCAGCCGAGGCGCAGGCAUGCUUUACACAUUCACGCACAAUCUGGGAGCCCGUACUGACGUGCAUGUGCAAAAGAUACAGACAACGAAGUUUGCUUGGGACACUGCUGAUUGCCCAAAUUCUUCUACAGACAGAGAACUUGAACGCCGAUACAUGUGCGAAGACGGCUGCCCUUCACGACCUGUGGCUCGAACACAUCCUCUCUUCUUACUGCAAAGGCGUUAGCGCGGAGGUUCUUGGGUACUGGUUUGCACAUGUGUCCCAUCUCCCCAGCCAGCGACGCCUCAUCGCGUUCCAGACAGCACUCCUGCAGCGCUUGGCAGCAAAGGGCAGUGAAAAGGAGCAACAUGUGUUCGCGGCCGCACGCCGGGCCCUGAUAGAACACUCCUAUUCUGACAACAGCGAUGGCAGGAGCGGCACCAAUGACGUUGGUGGUAGUGCUGCUGCUGGUGAUAAUGCUGCUGGUGGUCAUGAUGAUGGUGCUGCUGGCAAAGUUGAUGAUGACAGUGGUGAUGGUGAUGAUAGUGGCGGCAGCUGUUCCUGUGAUGACCGAGAACCAGUCAGGAAACGCCCAAAGCGGCAGGAAGGAGAUGCGGGGGGCGGGAAGCAGGACGCAAGUGCAGAGAAGAACAAGGACGACGCUAGCUCGCGACACGCAUGGACGCUUUGCAGGCCUGCGUCGUGGUCGCGUGUACCCAUUGGACUCUUGCCAGGCUUUGUCUCCCCCAUCCUCACGUGCACCAUCGCUGACGCCCAUGGUGAUGAUGAUAGUGAUGGGAGAGACACUACUGGUUCUCGUACCCUGGGUUUCGUGCCAUACUCACCCGUCACCGCUCCCGUCUCCGUUGCCAUCCCAAGCUUAUGAUGUCGUGCCAUCACAGAAAGCAGCUUGUGACGGUGGUUGUAUUUGUAUAUACACGACCAGAGCUUGAACCAGGCAUGUACAUUCUGCGCGUGCGUUUGUGUGUGUGUGUGUGUGUGUGUGUG